Drosophila mojavensis is the source of this 1598-nucleotide messenger RNA. RefSeq lists its product as uncharacterized. The record is from RefSeq and is a predicted model, not a curated record. Lineage: Eukaryota; Metazoa; Arthropoda; Insecta; Diptera; Drosophilidae. The transcript is spliced from 2 exons. The coding region runs from base 554 to 1498 and encodes 314 amino acids.
GACUUUUAAUUUGAUUUAUACGAUUGUGAUUUUUUAUGUUUUAUUCGACGCCAGUAGCUUAAACAUUUAUUUGAUCGUUAAUUGAAAACCUUUGCGCAAGCUUUGAGGCUAUUGUUCGGCUGGAGAUUUCAUGAGAAUUUGAAACUUUUGAUCUAAACUAGUUAGGGGGUAAACUUCCUGGAAUUGGUAAAUUUAAUGUGGCUUACUUUUUACUAAAUUUGAAUGGAUUUAAGGGUUAUAUUCUCAUAUAUAUAAAAUAAAAGAAAUUACUAUUUUCUUGGAGCAAUAAGGAAACGAAUUUCACUUUCAGGAAGCGUUUUAAAUAUUUUGUUAUUGUAUUUUCAUGAAUUAUUUCAUUUACAACAGUCUUUCUUCUCUUUGAUAUAUGACAUACAAAUAUUGAUAGAGCAUCACAUCAGAUCUGUCUAGUUUUUCAUAAUAUAUAUAAACUACUCUAGCCUUGAUCUAACACUCAGAGUUAGCUACAAAAAUAAAAUAUACCUACAUGUAAUUACUUAAGAAAUCGUUGGCCAAAAAGUCCAUUAGUAUCGCAAUGCGUACACAACUGUGUUAUCUGUGGAUGUUUAGCUGUUUCUUAACUUAUCUUGGGGCUACUGUGGAUAGAGUGUCGAUGGAUAAGCUGGGCUUUCACAAUAACUACAAUGCAAUUGUGCGGGACUUAAUCAAGAACUGGGAGUCACCGAUUGUAUAUCUGCGGCAAUUGGGUUAUCUGCCCAAGGACUAUGAGGAUACAUCAAAGAUUAAGCCGAGCUUGGAUGCUCUAAUGAGUCGCAUCGAGCACGAUGAUCAGCAGAAUGCUAUACACACCGAAGGUGAUAAGGGCAAGCAGCAAUUCUGUGGAACAAAUGAUGGCAAAAAGAUGGAGCAGAAGAAGAAGAAAAAGAAGAAGCGAAAGGCCAUUUUGCUGCAGCCGCAGAAGGGCAAACGACGUGAUCGCGAGGCGAGUGCCACACAGGGCGUAUCCUAUCCCACAGUGGAUCAACUGUUGGCAAUGGUGCAGCAAGCGAAACCUGCGACAAUAGGCGAGCAGCCCAAGGCUCAGCCGUUGCAGGCACAGCCAAAGCCCGUGGAACAGAUUGACAGCUCGAAAUUGCAGCUGCUUGGCCAAAUGUUUUCAGAGCAGCGACAGGAGCCAGUGCAGCAAGAGCAGCCAGUGCAGCCAGUGCAGUCAGUGCAGCCAGCAGCCGAGGCCACUGAAAAUGAGAGUCUCCUGCAGCGUCUUGUCAAGAAAAUCAAUCCGAGCCCUGAGACCAAGCCACUGGAAGCGGCUCAGCCAAAUAUCGUUGGCAAUCUGCCGCAGUAUUCAAUUGAGCAACCAUCGCCAAUGGGGGCCUAUAACAUGAUGAAGAUGCUCAAUGAGAGUCCUGGCAAAAGUGUGUCCUCCUAUUUGGAAAGCCAAAAAGCGGAUACGAUCGCCCGGAUCCGGCGCAAUCUGAAAUCAAGAUUAAUACGGAAAUUGAAGCACCGCAAUAUCUAAAUUGGGAUAUACAAAACCAUCGGCUCAAAGAGAUCUCACCCUUACUCAAGGAUAACUAUGUGGAUAAAAUAGUGCGGAUCUUUGUCAAGAAACAGGAAGC